Hemisphaericaspora subhashii is the source of this 486-nucleotide messenger RNA. It is a transcript of the gene TPM2, whose product is annotated as tropomyosin. The record is from RefSeq and is a predicted model, not a curated record. Gene Ontology annotation, biological process: actin filament organization; mitotic cytokinesis. NCBI's taxonomy places the organism in Eukaryota, Fungi, Ascomycota, Pichiomycetes, Serinales, Debaryomycetaceae. The transcript has 2 exons. Bases 1 to 486 code for a protein of 161 amino acids. Gene Ontology annotation, molecular function: actin filament binding. Gene Ontology annotation, cellular component: actin filament; actomyosin contractile ring.
AUGGACAAACUUAAGGAAAAAAUCAACAACUUAAAAUUGGAUGCUGAAAAAUGGCAAGAAAAAUCUGAUGAAUUAUCAGAAAGAAUCAAAGAAUUAGAACAAGAAAACUUGGAAAAGGAUAAUCAAAUUCAAGCAUUAACCAGAAAGAACCAAGUUUUAGAAGAACAAGUUGAAAAAUUAGAAACUGAUUUAGAUGCUAUCAAACAAACUGCUGAUGAAUCUCAUUCAUUAAAGACUUCUAAUGAAAACUAUACUAAAAAGAAUCAAGUAUUAGAAGAAGAAUUAGAAGAAGCUGAUAAGAACUUGAAAGAAACUACUGAAAAAUUAAGAGAAACUGAUAUUAAGGCUGAACAAUUGGAAAGAAAGGUUGCUUCAUUAGAACAAGAACAAGAAGAAUGGGAAAAGAAAUACGAAGCUUUGACCGAACAAUACAAUGCUGCUAAGGCUGAAUUAGAUGAAAUCAGUCAACAAUUAGAAGCUAUCUAA